AAGCGCGGGAGAGUCCUUCAUCAGUAAUCAGAAUGGACGGUCACGAUCUAGAGAUGGAAAAAGCUCGACUGCUGAGCCUAGCCCUCGAUUUCGGAUUCGAUGAAGAAUCUGCAAUGAAAUGUUUGGAUCGUUUGGUCCAUCUCUACGGUGAUGAUGGUCAAGAUUUUAUCACCGUGGAGCAUUGUGGUGAUGAUUUUCUUGCAGCGCUUGUUGAAUCCGUGGAAGAUAGCGAAGAUUGGGAUGAUUUACAAGCUAUUGAAACAGAAGCUUGUGGAACUUUGAAUGACAUGUUUGAUAACGAUGUCCUUCAUGGUUAUGGAUCAGAUUAUGGUAUUUAUAGAGAAGGCUAUAUCAAUGCUACAGAAUAUUCAUAUGAACCUCAAAAGCAUCAAAAUUUUGUACAGUUAGAUUCUUCUAGUGACAGUGAAGAUUCAAGUUUUAGAAUUCUAGACAAGAAGGGUGCUGCACCAACCUCCCCCUCUUGGCCAGAUGGAAGCAGUAGUGCAUUCACCCAGAGUUCAAUCAAACAUGCUUCAAGAUCUGUGGACUCCAAGAUCAGUGUCAUUCAAGGUUCAGUUUCAUCGAUUUCCAAUAAAAGGGCACGCUCUCAAAUGUCAGAAGAUGAAAAUGGGACUCUCAGUUAUGAGGCCUUACUGGAUUUGGAUGAUUUUGAACUGGCAAAUGUCGUGAUAUUUGGCAACCGGACAUUUCGACCACUUCAGCAUCAGGCUUGUAAAGCAUCUGUGACAAAGAGAGAUUGCUUUGUUCUUAUGCCCACUGGAGGUGGUAAAAGUUUAUGUUACCAGCUUCCAGCUACUCUGCAACCAGGUGUUACAGUCGUUGUAUGUCCCUUACUUUCACUCAUUCAGGAUCAGAUAAUCACACUGAACCUCAAUUUUGGAAUACCAGCAACCUUUUUGAGUUCACAACAAACUGCAUCCCAAGCAGCAGCUGUCCUCAAAGAGCUAAGGAAAGAUAAACCAUCUUGCAAGCUCUUGUAUGUAACUCCUGAGAGAAUUGCUGGAAACUCUACAUUCUUUGAGAUCCUAAAAUCCUUGCAUUGGAAGGGACAAUUAGCCGGCUUUGUUGUUGAUGAGGCACACUGUGUGAGUCAAUGGGGACAUGAUUUCCGUCCAGAUUAUAGGGAAUUAGGAUGUCUCAAACAGAAUUUUCCUGAUGUUCCAGUGAUGGCAUUAACUGCCACUGCAACACAACCUGUCCGCAAGGACAUCUUAAAUUCUUUAAGAAUCCCCCAUGCUCUUGUCCUUGAGACAAGCUUUGAUAGAUCCAACUUAAAGUAUGAAGUGAUUGGUAAGACCAAGGAGCCACUGAAGCAGCUUGGACAACUACUAAAGGAUCGUUUCAAAAAUUUGUGUGGAAUUGUAUACUGCCUUUCAAAAAGUGAAUGUGCAGAGGUUUCAAAGUUUUUGAAUGGGAAAUGCAAGAUCAAGACAGUAUACUACCAUGCUGGAUUAUCAGCUCGCCAAAGAAUUGACGUUCAAAAGAAGUGGCAUACAGGGAAGGUUCACAUCAUAUGUGCGACUAUUGCCUUUGGGAUGGGAAUCAACAAGCCAAAUGUUCGUUUUGUUAUCCAUAAUACAAUGUCCAAAUCAAUCGAAAACUAUUAUCAAGAAUCUGGGAGGGCAGGAAGAGAUGACCUUCCUGCAGUGUGCAUGGCUCUGUACCAGAAGAAGGAUUUCAGUCGGGUUGUAUGCAUGUUACGAAAUGGGCAUGGAUGCAAAAGUGAAACCUUCAAGGAGGCGAUGACUCAAGCUCGUAAGAUGCAGCAGUACUGUGAACUCAAGACCGAGUGUAGAAGACAAACCUUGCUUGAACAUUUUGGAGAAUCCUUAGACAGAAAAGCCUGCAAGAACGGCUGUAAUCCUUGUGAUAACUGUCUCAAAACUUAGCUCAAUCCUUUUUCAUGAGAGCCCUAAAGAUGGUCUCAACCUGUACAACCAAAACCAGAGGCAGUGAGAAGGCCAAAAAUGGCGUUUGUCUGCUGGGAAAAUAUGCAAGAAAAUAGUCUGGCUUGAGGUAAGCUGAUUGAGUCUUCUUGUUGGUAGUUAUAUUUUUACCCUCUUCAGUUACCCAAGCCAUAGUCAUUUUCACAUUCAAUUUUGUAGCAGACUGACAACAUUCUCUGUCACCUCUUUAGUUCUUGUACCAUGCACCAUGUAUAAGUCCUCUUGUGGAAUAUGUGAGUAUAAAUUGUUGACUUUAUUGCCUCCA
Messenger RNA from Vitis vinifera (wine grape), 2232 nucleotides. Its product is annotated as ATP-dependent DNA helicase Q-like 1. Gene Ontology annotation, biological process: double-strand break repair via homologous recombination. Gene Ontology annotation, cellular component: cytoplasm; chromosome; nucleus. The transcript has 10 exons. Lineage: Eukaryota; Viridiplantae; Streptophyta; Magnoliopsida; Vitales; Vitaceae. The record is from RefSeq and is a predicted model, not a curated record. Bases 33 to 1910 code for a protein of 625 amino acids. Gene Ontology annotation, molecular function: nucleic acid binding; 3'-5' DNA helicase activity; ATP binding.